CCUUCCUCUCCUCACGCAACGGCGCAAGCAGGCGUAGGGCGGCGGGCGGCAAGGCGGCGGCCGACGGAGUCCGAAUCCCAUCCCUCCCCUCCCCUGCUCCAGCCGACGGCGCACGCGGUGGCCGAGGCGGCGGGGCUGCGGGGCGUCGAGCCGGCGCGGGGCGGCGGGUCGGUGGGGCGCCGAGCAGGCGCAGGGAGGCGGUGCUCGGCGAGAAGGCGCAGGGCGGCUGGGCGCCGAGCAGGCGUAGGGCGGCGAUGCGCCAAGCAGGGCGGCUGGCGAGCGACGCCGAGGUACAGAAACCGGCGAGGCCGAGGUACUGAAACCAGCGAGGAGAGCUGCCAGAUGAAGACCCAGAACAUGGUGGGCAGAUCAUCUUGCAGCAAGAACAAAGUGUUUGGUAGUCUAGCUGUUGAAAACAUCCCAGAAAUAGAUCCAAGUUACAGGCUUUUCUUGGAACAUCUAAGGGAUGAUGGGCAUGGCUAUGUGCUUGAUGCCCCAAGAGGGGACCAUGGCUCGCCUGUUUUUCUAAGAUAUGCAGAGGAUCAUGUGUCCAGCGGACACACUAGGGCCAAAUCUGGCACAAAGAUCCCAAACAAUUCAUUCCAUAGAAGACAGUGUGAUCCAAAUGGUGAGGGGCUUGGUUUAACAUCAGAAGAAGCUGUCAAUGUAAAUGUGGGGCAUUCUUUUUCAUCAGGAACAUCAUGUGUGGCUGAGACAUCAGAAAUUGAUGAGUCUUAUGCUACAUUUCUGAGACUUCUGAAGAUUAAGGAUGGUCUCAUGGUUAUUGAGCCAGAACCAGGCGUUACCAUUGUAUAUGGGCAAGCAGAGGAGACACCUCCUGGGUAUGAUGAAUUGAACAGAGCUACUUCCACAAAUGAAAGACACCAUUCUUUGACAACUACACUUGAAAACAUGGAUGAAGAGAAUGCUACGAAUACAGAUGGAGAUGGGCUUGUGAAGAUUAAUACUUCUAUAUCUGAACGUGAAAUGGAAGUCGUUGAACUAGAGAACACACGUAGUCAGGAUCUAGUCUGCACAGACCACAGUGGAUUUCCACCUUAUACUGAACUUUCUGAUUUAAACGUAUGUGUAGAUGAUCAAGGAGAACCCCUUGCUCUUAGUUGUGGCAUUUCCUCUACAUUUGAUGAUAAACUUAAUGCUGUUUUAAGUAAGCCAUAUGACCUAAAUGAAUAUAAAGAGCUUUUGAGAAAAGCCACGGAUCGGAAGCUUGUGAGUAGACAGAGACACUUGCGAAAUGCAUCCAAGCCCUAUGCCACAGGGGCAGUUGGGCUCUCAUAUCUUGAUCACUACCCAGAUCUGGCCAUACAAGUAGAUUCUGCUGAGUCUGAUGAGAGAAAAUUGUUCCUCCUGAGAAAAUUCUUCUUCUGGCUGGAGAACCUAUGCCACGAGGGGGCCUACAUGCCAUGGAUCGACAAGCCACUAGCCUGCAAUCCGAUCGACGCAGACGACUACGAAAGGGACUCCGACCCGACGGCCAGCAUUGAGAUUAUCCAAGACGAAGAAGACUGAGGCCACCCAUGUCUCCCUUGCCCGGUCAUUGAGAUAAUCCAAGACGAACAGCUGAGUGAGGCAACUCGUGUCUCCCUCAGGACAAGGGGGGGACUGAGCUAAAUGAACUUGGGCUUCCAUUUCUCUUGUUGGUGUCUCCGCUGCCAUGCGAUCCCACCGUCUGUUCUGAUGCAACCUGGUGCAGGUUUUGUAGUGUAACUCUUCUGCAAUGCUACCGCUAGUUUGGGUUUCAGAUACUGCAAACUUUUGAGUGAUCUGUUUCGCUUGUGCUGUACUGCUUGCUACUCUCUAAACUCAGUGCGGUGAUGUGCUGCGCUUGAAUGGGAGAGGAGUUGGGUGCGGUAAAUCGUUUCUGAUAUGAUAACGUGUUGGCGUACUGGCGUGGUGCUAUGCAAGUCGCCAGCGGCUGAGCACACUCUACAGCUGCAGGCUGCUUCAAUAUUUGAAGCGUGAACACGUGACCUUUGUUUGGAAAUGUCUCAGAUUUUUCUUUUGAAGGAAAUGACUCAAAAAGCCUGCAGCUAUAUUUGAA
Oryza brachyantha (malo sina) is the source of this 2062-nucleotide messenger RNA. RefSeq lists its product as uncharacterized. The transcript is spliced from 5 exons. Lineage: Eukaryota; Viridiplantae; Streptophyta; Magnoliopsida; Poales; Poaceae. The record is from RefSeq and is a predicted model, not a curated record. Bases 343 to 1530 code for a protein of 395 amino acids.